UCUCCGGAGACGUGUAGACUGGAGAAGACUUUGACGGUGCCUCCUCCGUCUCUGACACUCUCCACUAGUCCCACAUACCUCUGUCUUGUUGGGACAUCCGCAGAUCUGGGGAGACACACAUCAAACAGGGACGCAAGGUUCAAGGGUGUCAUACUAACUCCACAGCACUAUGGACUACUGUCUCCAACAGAAUUCGAGAGAAGGCUGCAAGCGUCACUGGCAGUAUGGCAGGAGGAAGGGAGGAGAGGGGUGUGGGUUAAGAUACCACUGACCCAAUCGGAACUAGUCCCUUCUGCUGCAAAGCUAGGUCUCCAGUUCCACCAUGCUCACUGCGACCACCUCAUGAUGACCAAAUGGCUCCCCACCUCUGAGCCCAACAACCUCCCUGACUUUGCACACCACUACAUUGGUGUGGCAGGGUUUGUGGUGAAUGCGGAGGGCCAGGUUCUCCUAGUUCAGGAGAAGUGGCUCAAAAGACUUUCCCUGAGACACUGGAAACUGCCCGGAGGACACACCGAGAAAGGGGAAGAAUUGUGGGAGACUGCCAUUCGGGAGACGUUCGAGGAGACGGGAGUGAAGACAGAGUUUGUGGCAAUGCUGUGUUUCAGACACAUGCACGAGUACCGCUGGGGAACGGACGACAUCUACUUUGUCUGUCUCCUCCGUCCCCUCACCACAGACAUCACUGUCAACCCAGCCGAGAUUGCUGAGGCCAAGUGGACGGAUGUGAAUGCAUACAUAGGUGACCCAGAAACGACCACAACCAAUCGCCUCAUAGCCCAGUCCUAUAAAGACGGGCUAGCCAGUGGCUCAUUCAUCCAGCCAGUCUCUUUUCCACACUUCUUUGCCAACAAGAAGGACCUCGUUUUCUACAGUAACCGACCACUGGACGAGGAAGAUAGGAGGAAGGAGAAGAGCGAACCUCACACUAAAUUAUGACCUUUCUUGUUUCUUGUUAAUGAUUAAUGAUCAAACCUAAUAUCAUAUUCCAAAA
This is a messenger RNA of Geodia barretti, 994 nucleotides long. The record is from the annotation of a GenBank genome assembly. NCBI's taxonomy places the organism in Eukaryota, Metazoa, Porifera, Demospongiae, Tetractinellida, Geodiidae.